UAAAAUUUCAACUUUGGCUAGUAUUUACACAGCAGAAGCAAAAGCUAUAUUUUUAGCAUUAGAAUACAUAGAAAAACAGGUACUAUAUUCGAAAUGGAUUAUAAUUACAGAUAGUAUGAGUGUUCUUAUGGCAUUAAAAAAUAACACAAUCAUUUCAUCAUCAAACUACUUAAUUCAAGAAAUUCGUAAUAAAUAUUAUCAUCUCUGUACUAUAUAUGGAAAAGAUAUUAUCUUCAUCUGGACCCCUUCACAUAUUGGAGUGUUUGGGAAUGAACAAGUAGACACUUUGGCUAAAAUUAUUAAUUCAAGUGCUGCUCGUGUUCAAGAUUUACCCCUUUGUUACUCAGAUUGUAGUAUUGGAAUACAUAAAAUCGUUACAACUAAAUGGGAGGAGCAUUGGACUCAAAUAUUACAGACUAAAGGCAAAUGGUACCGCAAAAUUAAUUGGCGUAUUGGAAAACCGUGGUUCUGCAAAGGAAAGGACACAAACAGAAAAUUUUACACCAAUAUUUGUAGAUUACGAAUCGGCCACGGACAUUUCAACGAACACCUGCACCGAAUGGGCAUGAUCGCUUCCCCAUCAUGCACAUGGUGUAACUCAAAUACAGCCCAAUCUCUACAUCACCUUUUUUUUGAUUGCUCUGAAUUUGUCAUUCAAAGACACAUUAUGUUUGACGAACUUAGGAUUAUCUUCAAAAAACCCGAAAAUAUCCCGCACUCAAUCCCGCUUCUCUUAAGAUUUCCUUCUUGUUUCAAAGCUAUUUUCACUUAUAUUACUACAACAUUCAAGGAGCUAUAAGAAUACUUUUAUUGAAUUGCAAGACAAUGAUUUUUUAUAAUUAUUUAUUUUUAAUUUGAUAAAUCCACUGGUUUAAGAAAACUCAAGAAAAGAUAUUUAUGAAAAUGUACUUACCGGAUUUGACAAAUGAAAUAUUGAAGAUUAUGACAAUAAUUGAAGCGACAUUAGAAAAAUAAAAUUCCAGACAAAUUAUCUCUUUGAAGACUAGGCAGCAUGGUCUCCGACCUUAGCCUGUUCCAAACGGAACAAACGUACUAAAAAACAAAAAAAAAAAAAAGCUUUCGAUCGCCAUUUUUUGUUUGGGUCGAUGCUAAGCAGUAAUUCGUAAAUAAUAUGAAAAUAAUUAGAAAAUAUUACUUAAAAUAUAAAAGUUGAGUGUUUGUGUAAUUUAGAAAAUGAGUGUUACGAAAAAUAACGGACCUAUAAUAGAUCCAGCUAUAUGUAGGUGCUGUAGAACAAUAAAAAAAUGUAGAAUACUUACUGCAGAAUAUACAUGGAUGGAUAAAAAAGAAGUUUAUGCUGACAUGGUGAUGGAUUGUUUCGGUAUUCUGUUGUCCCACGUGGACGACAAUGAGAAGGACAGCGGCGUGUGUGCGACAUGCGUGGUCAGGCUGCGGGACGCGUGCGCCUUCAGGCACCAGGUGCUGCAAUGCGAGGAGCUCUUCUUGCACGCCAAGCUCGAGGACAAGGAGACCGACGAAAUAAAGAAAACCGUCGACAUAGAGUUGAAAGCGGAACCCAAGGACGACGUGAGCGACCACAACUCGAUCGGAGCCGACCACGACGACGGAUUGUCACUGGACUACUCUGCUGACGACCAGCCGCUGGAUGACGUAAAACUACCGAAAAAAGAGGAAAAUGAGAAACUCGACUCCUUACCUUUGCAAGAUCUGAUUACAAAGUUGGACGCUGCCGUGGACAGCGACAGUUACUCCUCAUCCGACUCCGACAAGCCGAUCAAGAGGAAAAAAAGCAAGAAAAAGAAGACAGCAAACGGUACACAGAAGAAGAAGAAAUCAUUAAAAACGAAGCAGAAAGCAGGUACAUCAUCCAAAAAAGCAUCGAAAAGUCCAAAAAAACCACCGGUUGAGAAAAAGAACAAUUACGACAGAGAUCUGGACUGUAUGUCGGAGGAGAAUCUACUAACAAUAAUACAGUAUUCAUACGUCUGUCCGUUUAAGAACAGAAGGAAUAAUUACUACUGCUUCUACUGCAAGGAUUACUACCCGAAACCUGAGGAUUUGCGUGAGCACACAGUCAGCCACGACACCAAACCGUUCCAACUGUUGAUGGGUUACAAGAAGAUGCCGAAAAUAGACAUCACCAGGAUAGACUGCCGGCUGUGCCCGGCCAAGAUCGAUGACCUGAACGUGUUCAAACAGCACAUAGAUCAAGUGCACGGCAAGAAGAUAUACUUCGAGGCACCGGACAAGAUGCUACUCUACCGUCUGACGUGGAACGACCUCGUGUGUGUGAUGUGUAGUGAUAUAUUCGAGGACUUUAACACACUGAACACACACAUGGUGGAGCACUUCAGUAAUUACACAUGUGAUAUUUGUGGCGUUUGUUUCCUGGAGAAGCCCCGGCUGGACGCUCACCUGAAGAGGCACAAAGACGACGAGAGGCACACCUGCGAGGUCUGUGGGAAGGUGUUCAAGUCGAAUCACUAUAAAGACAUGCACGUGGACGUAGUGCACAAGAAGAAAGCGAUCAUCCGGUGUCCGAGGUGCGACGAGUGCUUCAUGUCAUACGCUUUGAAGAACAAGCAUCUGACUGAAGCCCACGGACAGAAGAGGACGUACCCGUGUAAUUUGUGUGACAAAGUGUACAACAGGCAGAAAACGUUGACUGAACACCAACGCAGGAAUCACCAGAAGGUACUGAAGCACCAGUGCGAAUAUUGUGACCAACGGUUCUACUUGCCUUCGAGGUUGAAGGAGCAUAUGGCGACACACACCGGCGAGAGGAACUUCCGAUGUGAAUACUGUGAUAAGAGUUAUCCAAGACUGAAAUCGCUCCAGUACCAUAUAAGGACUCAUACGAACGACCGUAGAUACAGAUGCCACAUAUGCGGGCAGGCGUUCAUUCAAAAUGCAAGCUUAAAGUCACAUAUUAAGAGUCAUCAUCCCGAGUGCGAUAUAGAGGGAUGUUACUUUUAGUAAUUGUAACCUAUUUGUUUUUUUUUUUAUGGGUGAUAAUGGUAUGGUACACCCGCCUGCGCUAACGGGAUACGCUGGCGGAGCACCAGUGAAGGGUGAUAGAUGAGGAUGAAAACAGGCCAGUUAGCCCAUCAUGAUGAAGUCAUCAGGAAUUAACCAUGAUAGUUUCCAGGGGGAACCGCGAGGAGGUUGACCUGGUUGGGUAUAUUGCUAGCAAUGGGAUUCUCAGCCUCCAUUACUAACAAUCCCUUUCCCCCCAAUUGUAACCUAUUAAAACCCAUAUCACAGUACAUGUAAUAGUAUUAAAGUACAGUAUAGGCACUCCCCGCCGCCCGCUGCGAUCCGACCUCACCCCCUCUUAAACACGCGUCAGUGCCCAAACGUUAUUUUCUCGCGCUAAUCGUAACUACACACACAUAGUCACAUAUACAGACGUUACUUGUUUCUGUAGUUGUGAUAAGCACGGAUCAAGGCGUUUUUGUAUAUGUACAGUGCUCUGUAAAAUCCGUUUACAACAGAAAAAUAAUCGAUAAUUCGAUUGCGGCCACAAAGAAUCGAAUAAUCGAUUAAAGCUAUUAUUAACGACUUAUAAUUCGCUCUGGCUUCAUACGAGUCGAUAGAAAGAUAAUAUAGCAUACUUUACUUCCUGACUGUGGUUUCCCAUAUAUAAAAAAAAUAUGUCAACAUUAAGUUUAUCCAUUAUAAACAAGCAAUAAAAUUUUUCGUCUUUCUAAUUUUAAUGUAGUCGACUAUGUCGUAUAAUCGAUUAUACUAAUCGAUUAUUACAUUAUCUGUGGUCUCAAUCGAAUAAUCUAUUAUUAGGCAAAACUAUAGUGUAUAAGUAACUUAAAUGAAAUGUAUUUGUCAGAAACAUUGUAGAUAAAAUGUUGCAUUUGUCAAGUUGACAAGAUAUCCAUUUUGUUUCGCCACAUCAAAUGGCGUGUAAAUAUUAAGCAUUGAAUUUACAUUGGUUAUUUUACAUAUAUAUUUAAUUUCCAAUUACUACAUUCUGGUUGUUAAUGAAGUAAUAACUAACUUUUGUUUAAAAUUACCACAUGAUUGCUAUUUCUAUGAAAUUAAUAACGAAUCGAAACGAUGAAUCGAUUAUCGAACUAAUCGAUUAUUAUUUGCAUUACUGUUGGACAUGAGCAGUCGGUCUUAUCGUUUUACAGUCGGGCCAAUAAUUCUUAGUUUAAAUUUUCAACAAGUUCAUUGUAACAGUUUGCUCUCUCCGUAUAUGCUUAGAUUUACGUUCGAAAGCGUAUCAAGAUUCAUAUUCCAAUUUUUGGCGUAUUUAUGGUUAUUUUUCAGGAGGGGGGAAGAUUAAAUGGAUGGUAAUGGAAUGAUAACCCCGUGCUAACAGUAUUCGCUGACGGGGCACCAGUGAGGGAUGAUAGGUUCGGAUGUAGACAGGUCAUUUGGUCUGUUCCUAUUAUGAGUCGGAUAACAUUGGGGUCUGUUCUGAGGCGUAAUUACUCUAAUGCUAUCUCGAAAAAUUUCAAUAUGUCACAGCGUAAUCCUUAUUGGAAGGACCAGUUAUGGGCUAAUUUUCAAAUAAAUUUAAAUAGAAAUUAUGAAAAUCUUAGUUUAUUGAUGGUCCACAAAACAGUAGCUCGGCGAAACAUUUCAAUUACAAUGGGCUUAAAGAAAUGGCGUCUCUGAAUCAACCUUAUUGACGAUUUGGCGUUCUAAAUAAAUAAAAUACAGUUUUAUAUAUAUAUAUAAAACUGUAUUUUAUAUAUAUAUAUAUAUAUAUAUAUAUAUAUAUAUAUAUAUAUAAUGUAAGGUCUAGAUAAUCCUGAUUAGUGUAUAAAUGAUGAAAAGUAUUAAUUUAUUUAAUUUUGAUUGCAAUAUUUAUCUAUUGAUCGAUUUUGAUUAAUUAGGUUAAGUAACGUUUCCAUCUUUUGGAUGGGUGAUCAUGUUUGUGCUUCCGGAAGACGUUAAACCUUUACUGUUUUUUUGAGUAACUUCGGAAAGGAGGAAAUUCUCAGUUUUUAUCCACAUUUUGUGCGUUAAGUGAUGCCUUCACCAAUUUUUGUGUCGAUUUUAAUUAUUCUUUUUGUAAUCAACGAUGUUACUAUUGUGCGUAUUGUAAAGCAUAAUGUGGCUUUAGAAUAUAUCGUAGAAUUUUGUCCAAUCGUUUUAAGGAUAUUUUUAUAUUUGUAACGCCAUCUAGUAAGUGCUAUUAUACUACAAUAUUACUUUUGUUACCGCUAGAUGGCGUUGAUAAAUCGAUCACAUACAACACCAAAAUGCAAGGUAAAUCAAAAUAUUUGCGGUGAAUACUUAUAUUAUGACCCUCCUUAGUUCUUCCUUUAGAGUAGAAACUCGAUGCUAAAAAGCAGAUAAUGAAAAAGAAUAUAAUCAAAGCAUUUCAGGCUAAAAUUAAUGGCAGUUUCCUGGGGCAGACUACUACAUAAAUAGAUUCAUAAAGUGUAGCAAAAGUUUGAUGACCCUGGUUUUAUUUUUUAUUUAUUUUUUUAAUUUUUAUUUAUUUAUUAAAUACAAGAAAUUUACAACAGUGAGUACAUUGGAGCCCGCACCAGGCGAACCUGCAUCGCGGGAGUCCAUAUGAGAUUACCAAGACACGGUGAUUUACAAAUAUAAAUUAAAUUAGUGAGCCAGUUUUACGAAAACAACAAGUUAGAAUGAAGUGCUUCGUGAAUACAAUAAUGCGCAUAAAACAGAAAAUUAUAUCAGUACCUUCAAUAUUAUAUAAAUACAUACAAUUAAAUAUAUAAAAGACUUACACGACUAUAUACGAAUAUCAAUCAAUGUUAUGUAACAUCAAUUCUGUGGCAUCGUACUCGAGAUUUUGUAAAUAUCGUUUUUUAGGUUCUUCGAAGAGCGCACAGGUGGAGACCUCGAUGCGAACUGCUUUGCCCCGGCUUCUCUGGAGGUAUUUUUUUUGAUUGGUGAAAAUGGUAUAUAAAAAAAAAUCUCAGCAUGGAUGACGUCACUACGAGCGAGGAUUGCCGUACCAUUGUACAGCAUUCCAGUCGGUGAGACCUCGUUUCACCUGUACACGUGAUAAUUGUACACGCCGAAGUCCAGUCGCGUCGCGUGGCCUCUCACGCGUCCGUCACGAGCCUCUCCGCGCAGCGGACGCAUUUGAUCGGCCUGUGACAAUUUGUAGAGGCGUGGCCGUAAGCCUGAUAGUGGUGGCAUUGUACCAUCUUGUUCGUGGCCUUGCCCCUAUGGUGACUUUCGGUAUCCUCAGCAGUACCUUGGUGCUGAAGAGCUGGGCGGGGUCUUCUUUGGACAGAUGGAGAGGUUGGGCGUAAUAAAGACAGCUAGGUCGCUCCAGGCACGCCGGUAUGGCGCGCAAUAGGGACACCUCGAAGCCUACUGCCUUUAAGCCGGCUGUCACAGCAUUUGUCUGAAUAAUUAAGGGGAGGUCCCAUAUAGCCACCUUUGUAGGCAGCUCCUCUGACAGGCUGUAAAAGUACCAGCUCAAAAUCGACUCAUUAUCACCUAAUCAGAGUUAAGUACCGUUGUACGGUACGGAAUUGCGAUUCACUUUUCGCGAUAAAUUCGAUUUCCGUACCAUACGAUCGGGCAUUGGAGUGUUGUCCGAGCAGUUGCUCCAAUUAGCAUAAAAGAUUCUGCCAGUUGGGCAAACAUUCGGCCGCUAUAUGCGACCACUAUAAGGACUUGCCCUGGUCUGGUGCCGGUGGUUGAGCCCCUCUAAGGUCUGGCACGGCGUCGGUGGACGUAGAUAUCGACGCCGCACAGUGGGAACUCGCCUAAGAAAGCCAUCUCAUAAAUACUUAAAUUUCGUUUGGUAUAAUUUUAUAGUAUCAAAACAAUAGAAGUCAUAUACGAGGUUUGUCCGGAAAGUACGUAUAAAAGUUUUUUAAAAAUUUUAUUUUACAAUUAUUCAGGUAAAUCAAUUUUAUCCCCUUCAAAGUACUCCCCCUGUGACAUAAUGCACUUGUGCCAACGCCGUUUCCACUGUGAGAAGGCUCCUUGAAAGUCCUCUGGUUGUAGGUUUCUCAGCUGCCCCGUCGUAGCUUUUUUUAUCUCAUUUAUGUCCCCCAAAUGCCGCCCCCGAAGUACCAAUUUGGUUUUUGGGAACAAGAAGAAGUCACACGGGGCCAAAUCCGGCGAAUAGGGGGGUGUUCGGUCACCGUAAUGGAAUUUUUACUCAAAAACUCACGGACAACAAGAGAGGUGUGGGCAGGGGCAUUGUCGUGGUGAAGAAUCCAACGCCCCUCUCGCGCCAAUUCUGGACGAACUCGUGCCACACGAGCUUUGAGGCGUCUGAGCACAUCGACGUAGAAUUUUCCAUCAACUGUCUGGCCUGGAGGGACGAAUUCUUGAUGGACAAUCCCCCGAACAUCGAAAAAAACAAUCAACAUUGUCUCGGCCCUCUCAGAAUCUUUUUAGCCACUUGUGGACGGUUGGUUCCUUCACAGCAUCAUCCCCAUAAACUGUUCUGAGAUCGGCAAAAAUUUCACGGCCAUUCUUGCCGAGUUUCGAGAGAAACUUGAUUACGACGCGCUGCUCUUCAACGGAAGCGGGCUCCAUGCCGACGGGGUUUCGUUAAGAGGUAACUUCACAGAUGGCGUGACAAGCCAGUUCGCACCGCACGGCGGUCAGACCAGAACUGAAGCAUUGUUAGGGACAUAAGGAAGGGGUCCUGCGCUUACCUGGCCUCCCCACUCCUCUUUCUCGCAUUCCAGAACACUUUUAUACGAACUUUCCGGACAGACCUCGUAGUGUGAUACCAUUUUAGAAUGCUUAGAAUGUGUACUUUACUAUCAAAUAAAAAUAUAUUUAGUUUAGUACAAUAUUACUUAACCAAAGGUCCAUAUAUCGUUAUAUGUACUAUUUUCUUUUCUCAAACUUUCAGUUGAGGAUUUGACAUUUGCCUGAAAUAUAUUGUAAUUUGAUGGCAAAACAUUUUCACUGCGUAAUAUAUUUAAAUCUAGUAUAAUAUCACGGUGAGAUUAAUUUUUGUCUGUUUUUCUUUAUUUGAGAUUCUCUGUCUGUACACUGUAUAUAUAUAUAUAUAUAUAUAUAUAUAUA
Molecule: messenger RNA, 7989 nt
Organism: Galleria mellonella (greater wax moth)
Lineage: Eukaryota; Metazoa; Arthropoda; Insecta; Lepidoptera; Pyralidae
Product: PR domain zinc finger protein 5-like
Exons: 5
Coding region: 1195-2958 (587 amino acids)
Biological process (GO): regulation of transcription by RNA polymerase II
Cellular component (GO): nucleus
Molecular function (GO): zinc ion binding; RNA polymerase II transcription regulatory region sequence-specific DNA binding; DNA-binding transcription factor activity, RNA polymerase II-specific
Source: RefSeq, a predicted model, not a curated record